This is a messenger RNA of Marchantia polymorpha subsp. ruderalis, 1621 nucleotides long. NCBI's taxonomy places the organism in Eukaryota, Viridiplantae, Streptophyta, Marchantiopsida, Marchantiales, Marchantiaceae. The record is from the annotation of a GenBank genome assembly.
UCAGAUUGUCGACCAGCACGCGAGGUAUCGCCAGUUCGCACGAUGUCCCACACUAGCGGAGCGAGCUCUUCGAGCUCGCCUUGCGCAGCAUGUAAAUUUCUACGACGGAAGUGCACGGCCGAGUGCGUAUUCGCACCUUACUUUCCUGCAGAUCAGCCUUUGAAGUUUGCGAAUGUGCAUAGAAUUUUCGGGGCCAGCAAUGUCACCAAGAUAUUGCAGGACUUGCCAGAAUCGAGCCGAGCAGAUGCGGUGACCUCGUUGGCUUUCGAGGCCGAGGCGAGAAUGAAGGAUCCGGUUUACGGAUGUUCGGGCGCCAUCUCGUUGACGCAGACAAGAAUCUUGGAGUUGCAAGAUGAAGUUCAGGAACUGCUGGACCAAGUAAACAAUUUGGAAGAAAAGAAGCGCACGGGACAGAUAUCUCAAUAAUCCUCGUUAACGAAGAUUAUUAAGAUAUUCCCCGGUUGAGGGAUUGGGGGUACUACUUGACUGCUCAGUCUGUCCCGGGCGCUUCUUUUCCUCCAAAAAGUUUACUUGGUCCAGCAGUUGGGGUUGCCAGGAUGGUUUCGUUUCGUUUCAUGUUUGUGUUUCGUUUCGUGACAUGUUUUGUGUGUAAUUAGUCAAACCGUAAUAGCACGUUGCAGACUACAAUGGAUCUCAGGAAUAUAGUAGCCCUGUUAUUAAAGUCAUCUUUGCAUCGCAGUCACCAGUGUGGCCUCCCGCUGCCUUUGUGGCAAGCGCAACCCUGAGGUCACUCAUGAGGGAACAGCAAUUCAAAACAUGGGGUGCUUCCAGAAUGUACAUAUCAGUAGGUCUACAUCGGCGAGAUCUGACGCUACUUGUUAUCACUGGGAGGGUGAGGUGCUCAGCUGGAGAAAACGCGACUGUAAGCGCCUGUAAGCGCAACCCCAAGUUAUAGCACAACGAUGAGCACUAUAAGAAGAACAGCAAGGAGUACCACGGCAAGGACGAGAAGCAUGACCACGACGACGACCACAAAUACAGAAGUGAUGCUGAUAGACAUCUCGGGGAUCAUGACAAAGACGGCCGACAUCAACGUAGCAGAGAUGGAAAGAGGAAGCAAGAGGAAGGAAGCGACUGCGCCUCGAAGUGGAACAAAGGACGCAAUUCUUACAAGCAGAGAUGGAAAGAGGAAGCAAGAGGAAGGAAGCGACUGCGCCUCGAAGUGGAACAACCGACGCAAUUCUUACAAGCCUGCAGCGGACGUGAAGCAUCAGACACCAGCUACACCCGUCCUCCUCCUAAAUCUCCCGUUGCUGUCAUGAAAUCUGAUGCUGCAGAGUCACCACAUCCACCUCCUGUUGUGUUCCCCACACAUCCAAUUCCACUUCACAAGAGAAGCUUUUCUCCUCCUCCCCCACCAGUGGUAGUCAGGUCGUGUCCACCUAUUUUCACAGGCCCAUACUGAUUGGAGCUGCAUCUCACCUCCUCCUAUGGCCGCGGAUUUCCAAACUUCACAUACUGUUCGGUGACUGGAAUCUUGUAGUAUCUCUGAGACUGAUAAAUCCUGAUUGUUGGUAGAUUGCUCAUGUGCAUAGUGUUUGACGAUUUUCUAAUACUAGAUGAGAAGCAGUGGUCGAUCAAAAUCUUAAUAGCCAAGUUC